CGACUAAAAUGUCCUACAAGAAAAAUACUCAGACUAUAAGAAAAGACACGAAAAUACUCAAAAUAGAAAAAACCUGCAUGUUAAACUUAUAAAGGCAGCACCAGGGACCAGAUUUUUAACGUAAGAAAAAUAGUGAAUCAAAUUUAAGAAACAAAUAUAAGAGACAGCACCUACCGGAGGCACAAACCAGCGACUUAGAAAACGGCAACUCCACCUACCUGCAACGCAAUAGACCAUAGAGAUAACUAUAAAGUAUUAUUCCAAUCUAAAGUAUUUCCCCAGUAUGUAGGCCUAAUUACCACCUAGUAGUCUAUCUAGCUGAGCCCCCGACAUUUGUCUUUAACAACCAUUUCAACAAAGCCAAAGCAGCACCUAGACAUAUAUUACGCAAAAAUGGCUCUAUGUAACUGUAUUUUUUUCAAUACGACAUGUGGACAACAUAAAUACACUACAUAUAGAAGCUUCAAGCAGUACAAACCUUUGUUUUCCUCAUGACAACUGUGGACUCAAUGGAAUAAAAAUAGAGUGAACCAAUACCUAAGUUAAAAACUAUUUUUAUGGUGCCAUUUAUUCAUCAAAUGUUUUCACUAGAAUUAAGCACAAUAACUGAGAGAAUUUCAACUUCAAGUUGUUGCAAAUUUAGAUCUAUGCUCAACUUUUAGAAUGUAUAGACUAUAUUAGAAGUAUUUUGUUUAAAUUUAAAUUUUGUUGCAAAAAAGACUUAUAUUUAAACUAUAGAUGUCAGUUUGUCUAGCUCAGACUGAUCUAGCAAUUUGUUCAAGUCUUAGUAAUGAAAAUCAAGAUACAGGUACCGUUUUGGUUUGUACAUGUUUUGAUAGAGAAUUUUUUUGUAUAUUACAUUUCAGAUUCUCAUCACUUUACCAGUGACCAUUCCAAAGUCCAGUCAGAUGAUGUUGAAGGUCCACUAAUUGGUGAUCAUGAAACUCAGGAGUCAGAAGGUGGAGAAGCUGAUCUACACAAAUAUCUUGUUGGCUGUGAGAAGAAUCCAGGUCAUAGACAGUUUAUACCUGUUGAUACAUUCACCUUGAAACAUUUACCUGAAGACCUUCAAGACAAAGAUUUGUAUGAUUACAUCAAAGCUACAGCUGACAAGACAGUUAGAGUGAGUGUUGAAAUGUCCAGUCCACACAGACCAGAGUUUUGGCCAAAGACAACUCGACCAUAUCCAUUUUAUAACAAGAGUGAGAGAAGAAACUUGAGGACAGGAAGUGGAAGAGUGAGGUAUGUAUACAAGUUUCAAGAUGGAGUCUUACAAGAUGGAGGUCCUGGACAUACUGACUACACAAAGUGUUGGUGUAGAAAAUGUGAAGGUUCAAACUCACCCAGCAAUAUGUGGUGGGAGUUUUAUGUGACCACAGCCACACAUGUGGUUUUUGAUGACAUUGAGGCCAGCCACACGACCUUGAGAUUGUUUUAUGAUAAAGAUGAAAGUCCAGUGGUCAGGGUUAAUAAGGUCAGUGUUACAGAUGUAAACAUUGAGUAUGACAGGUGUAGGUUGAAAUGUGUGACAUGUGACAAAAAUGUAGGAAAUAAACUAAUGGAAAUGUGGAAACAUUUUUUUAAUGUCUGGGGGAAAGUCAGGGACAAAUACAAAGACUCUAGAUCUAAUCACAAGUUUACCUUUAUAGUGUCACAUCCUCAUGGAUGUUCUAAACAGGUCAGUGUUGGUCACUGGAAGGACAGACUAAAGGUGAGUGAACGUAUAUCUAAGUUUACUUAUACAAAUUGUACAUGUCCAGGAAGUAGUGGAGCAAAUGUCCAGUGUCUAGAUUAUCAUGUCCACUGGACUUGGUUUAAUCUUGUCCACAGUGGAAGUUUCAAGCCAGGAUUAAAUUACAGCGGAGUUAUUUAUGUCCACCGUGAAGAUGUUUUUCUUUGAGAACCCUUGACAUUCUGAGCAUCAAACUCAAAUGGCUCUUUAGUUUUGAGGUAAAUACAUUUAUACUUUUUGGUAAAUAACUGUAGAUUUGUUCACUAGAAUCAUUGUGUUUUGGAAAAAUAAACAAAAAACAACUUGUUAAUGACUUGGUCAACUUUUUUUUUAUGUAAAUAAAGGAUAUCUUUAAAUUUACAA
Molecule: messenger RNA, 2095 nt
Organism: Biomphalaria glabrata
Lineage: Eukaryota; Metazoa; Mollusca; Gastropoda; Planorbidae
Exons: 4
Coding region: 791-1900 (369 amino acids)
Source: RefSeq, a predicted model, not a curated record